AUGCCUCCCAAGCGCAAGAGGCCUGAGCGAGGAACAUCCGAUAGCGGUGGCGGCCGCCCCUCUCCUCACCGCCCCGAGCAGACCAUGCUUGGUCAACACGACAGAGGCCAUUACGAUGGAGGUGGCCGUGGUGGCCGCGGCGGCCGGAACAUGAGGAGAAACGACCGUCGCGACUUUUCGCAGAAUGCUCACCCUUCAACACCGACACCCGCCAACUCAACACCCGCAGCCCCUAGAUCUCCCACCCUUCCCAGGCCGCCCAGUGCCCCCUCCCAGCCGGCUCUGGCUCCUCCUGCGACGGUCGUGGCCCCGGCCGAGCCUGCUCCAUCAGAACCCGUCGGGCCUAUCAACUCUGGCUACAUCUACGAGAUUCUCACCAAUGAGUGUUUGGGAAGAUGGCAGUCUGGUGCUCGGCAAGAGAUUGAAUCGCGUGGUGUUCAAGCAAGACAAAACAACAAUGCCGCUGAACUGUCGGGUAUCGUUCAGGAAUUCAUCCAUUCGGUUGUCGACUUGCGGAUCGACCCUGUCAGCGCUGGAACGGCGGUCAAAGAGAUCAUCGGGCCCCGUCCAGAUGGCGCCGAGGAGGCCGGCUUUGCCUUCGAUCCUCACGUCCUCUUCCUGGACUGCGUCUCAAUCAUACUAGAAGUCGAGGGCGGCGUUUAUCGCACUCAGCUCCGCGAUUUCAUGGCUACGACCGAGGUUUCUACCACACUUGCUCGACAAGUCCUAGACCCAGAUCUUCUGAACCAACUGGGACUCCUGCGCAAUACCUUCCCAAAAAUGGCAAUACGACAGUCAACCAACCUACUUUACCGACAAGCAAACUACAACUUGCUACGGGAAGAGUCAGAAGGCUUCUCGAAACUGAUGACUGAGCUGUAUGCGAGCUGCGCGAAUGCAGCUCCCGACUAUUCCUUCACAUCAGCACGCACAGCGUUCGACAGGGUGAAGGCAUUGAUCGGCACCUUCGACCUCGACGUCGGGAGGACCCUCGACGUCACGCUGGACGUCUUUGCGACAACCGUCAUCAAGCACCCCAAGUUCUUUGUCAAGUUUCUCCGCAUAAGUUCAUGGUGGCCUAGAGGCUCUUCGGAAACUCCCGAUAGGGCGUUUUUGGAGGGGCUCCCGAGAUGGGCACAGCCUGAACUUGCCGAUAAGAUGACCACCGACGAUGAGAGUGAGGCAAGCAUUGCCGAGGAACGUCGGAAGCGCGAUGUGCAGUUCUGGGACCGCGUCCGUGAGACUCAUCUCGACGCCUUCUUUGAGCUUGGAGGCCGAGAAGUUGCAGAUGGUGCCACUCGACGCGUCGCGGAGAUUGCAGGUGCGAGCCCUGAUGACGACGCCGACGAUGACGAGCAGCGCUGGAUCAGGAUCACCAAGACCUUGCCUCCUCAAGGAAACCGCAUUGCGGCUCAGAUCCUGGGCUUCAAGCUUCGUUUCUACACCUCAGAAUUCAGGAAUGAGACCGAUGUCCUCCCGGCCAAUAUUCUCUACCUCGCGGCACUCCUGGUCAAGAUCGGCUUUGUAUCUCUAUGCGACCUAUAUCCGCACCUGUGGCCCCUUGACCAAGAUAUGGCCGCGCUGCGUGAGAAAAAGGAAAAGGAAUUGAAGGAGAAAGAACGCAAGAAUAGGCCAGGCGGGGCAAUGAAUGCUCUGAUGAUGGCAGAUGCGUUGCCAGACGAUAUGCCUCCCCCGGGUUCUACCACUACUCGCCGCGAUGCGCUCUCUGGAAAGCAGGACACCACGGCCAAAGAAGCUGGUGAGGCCGCCUCUCAGAAGCCGAAGCUGCCAGAACCGCUUGACCAGAAAGUCCAGCUUCUCGAGCACCUUCUCACGAUAGGUGCUCUGCCCGAGUCACUGUAUAUCCUUGGACGAUUUCCCUGGAUCGUCGACACCUUCCCCGAUACUGUCCUUCCUCUUAUUCACAGAAUCAUCAAGCAUUCCCUGACCAAGGUGGCUGAGGAGAGCCAACCCGCCGCUACAGUCACGCCUGGCUGCCCUCCUAAGAAGAUGGCCGAUGCGGACCAGAGUGGUGUGCCGAAGGGCAGCGUGAGACAGUCGGAACUAGUGGUGAAGCGGCCUUUGCGCUGGCCAUUUCCCGAUAGACACGACGUCGGCGAUGGGCAGACGUAUCGCUUUUAUUUCGACGAGUGGGUCGAUACGGUUCCGGUUUGCCAAACCGUCGACGAUGUCUUCUCCCUUUGCAACUCUUUCAUCAAUGUAUCGGGCGUCAACAUUGGGCGAGAUCCGGAACUCUUGGCCAAGAUUGCGGACAUUGGUCUAAAGAGCCUCAAGGAUGAUCGGUCAGAGGGCAAUCUUUCCCGCUGGCAUGAUCUGUUGAAACGUCUCCUUGUGCCCGCUCUGAGUCUCUCGCCUCCGAGCCCCUCCAUCAACGAUGCAAUCUGGAACUUGCUACAAUUCUAUCCGACCGCGGUUCGAUAUGCUAUCUACGCCGAAUGGUACGAAGGCGCAACCUCGCGGCUGCCCGCUGUAUCGGCCGCCUUCGCUCGCUCUCGGUUGGAAACGCUCAGCACCAUGAAGCGAUUGUCGCUCACAAACAUCAAGACAAUGGCAAGGACUCUCGCUAAGACCACCUAUUCCUCGCCUGGCAUAGUCUUCAAGGUGGCGCUCGACCAGAUCGAGGCGUACAGCAACUUGAUUCAGGUGUUCGUCGAAUGCGGCAAAUACUUCACUCACCUCGGCCAUGAUGUUCUUGUGUGGUCUCUAAUGAGCGCACUCGGCGGGAAGCAGAGAAGCAGAACUCAGGAGACCUCCGUCCUCCUCACUAGCAAGUGGCUUCAGGCCCUGUCUAAAUUCUCGGGCAAUGUGUUCAAGCGCUACUCCAUCAUGGACCCAACACCCGUCAUACAAUACGUCAAUGACCAGUUACUGAAGGGCAAUUCCACUGAUCUGGUCAUCCUCAAGGAAUUGAUCCUCACCAUGGGCGGUUUGGUGUCGGACAUGGACUUUACCGAUGCCCAGCUUCGCGCUAUGUCUGGUGGCAAGAUUCUGCGAAGACAGACCUUGAUCAGCCUCCAAGACAAGCGCUUCGAGUCGACAAAGAGCGCAAAACGAUUGAUGCAGGCUUUGGUCGACACUAGGCUUGCCGGACGACUGCUUAUCAACAUUGCUCAAUAUCGCCAAGCUGCUAUCUACAAGGCAUCUGAAUCAGAAUCACACAUCAAGUACUUGUCCACCGUGGUCGACGACUCGCAUCAAGUUUUCGUACAAUAUUUGGACCUCUUACGAAGCAAUCUGGAAUUCGACCAAUUUGACGACCUCGUGCCAGACAUUGGCCGAUUGAUGGGAGAGUUUGGCCUGGACGUCACGUUGGCCUUCAUGAUUCGCCGGGCCGGGCUUGCUCAUCGUCUGCUCGAGUCGCCGGCAUCAGUUUCGUCCGUCUCGGAGCAGGACAAGUCUCAGUCAAACCAACCCUCGGCGGAUAAGGAUGGGGAUGUCACCAUGAAUGGCGGCGAUGCCGUCGAUGGGGUUGAGAACCCUGAGCUGUCUAUGGACAAAACGGGUGUCGAUGAGCAGGGACCGGAGGCCAUGGCUAUCGAUUCACCUGCCCCGACUACAAAUGCUGCUGACAAGAAAAAGAGCGACGUUUUCUUCGACGUUCUCCGGCCUGCUAUAGAUUCUGUUCAGGCUGUCAUUCCGGAAAAGGUGUGGAAGUUCAUGAGCGCCGAAUUCUAUGUCAUCUUUUGGUCCUUGCAGCUCGGCGAUCUGGCUGUACCUCGUCCCAGCUAUGAGGCCGCACACGCCUUGGUCAAGAAACAAGCCGAGGACGUCAUGAAGGACCGAAGCGACAUGUCGAGGAACGGAAUGGAUCUCAAAUAUGCAAAACGGGACGAGCUGAUGGAGCUUGCGAAAAAUAUCCUGCAAGAGGCGGUUCACCACGCUGAGCGAAACCAGAAGCUGAAAAUACGACUUCUGCGUCAGUCGAGCACGUGGUUUCCAGGCACUCCUUCCGAUGCCGAUGCCAUUUCUGACAGUCUUGUCGAGCAAUGCGUCUUCCCCAGAUUGCUGCUCUCUGCAAGUGACACGGAAUAUGCAUUCCGGCUUCUCAAAUUCCUUCAUGAGAACAAGACGCCCAACUUCAAGCUGAUGUCGUUCUACGAACGCCUGUUCCAGUCAAAUCGACUCCGCGAUCUCAUCUUCUCCUGUACGGUUCGCGAGGCCGAACAUCUCGGUCGAUUUUUCCGAUGCAUCCUUGGCGAUCUCUCAAGGUGGCACUCGGACAAGACCCUCUACGAAAAGGAAGCUCUCGGCCAUAGCCCCAAGGAUGGCCGUAGGACAUAUCUCGGCUUCGCGGAAUCUUUCGAUGAUGACGGAAAGCCUUUGACUUUUGUCCAGCACCCUCAAUUCCGGGACUUGCUGUACGGCUGGCAUAAGAACCUCAACAUUGCACUGAAAGACUGCCUGGAAAAUACCGAGUGGAUGCACAUCAGAAACGCAAUCACGGUGCUCAAAUUUGUCCUUGAAUUCUUCCCCGCUGUUGAUUUCAUGGGACGCCAGUUCGCGGAGCAGCUCAAGAAGAUCACAGAGCGUGAAGCCGCGUCCAAAACAGCCAACGAAUCGGAGGCUGCUCACCGUGUCGAUCUGUCGGUCGCAGCCCAGACUGCAUUCUCCGAACUGCAGAGACGUAAAUCGAAAUGGGUCAUGGUACAGGCAUUCAGACCGAACGCGUCUGGAAAGGCUCAAGAGGAGCCGAAGGCUGGUGAAUCAACCAGUCUACGCCCAACUGCACCCGAAUUCAAGCCGAAAGGAGCAGCCACCGCGGCGGCAGGGCAGUCAGCCAACGAGGCCGAGGAUGGAGAAGUCAAGGACGGAAAGGCUGGGCCAACUGAUGCCAGCACGGCAGGUGCCUCGUCUCGGGCAGGUGUGCCUAACAAACCGGCACCAGCCGAGAAGGACCCGAAGAGACUGGACGCGGCGACGCCUGCGACGUCCAGCAGACCGUCUACCCCCAAGCCUUCUCCCGCCACGACGAAUCAUGUUCCAGGACGCCCAGAAACCUCCAGGACGUCAGGCUUGACAUCUUUGCCCCACCCGAGCAGCCUACCAAAUCGUCCAGAUGUGCCGGCACCCGGUAGAGGGUUUGGGUCUGACCGCUUCGGUCCUGGAAGGAAUCAGGAUCGCCGCGAGACUGCACCAAGAGACGUCCCGGAGCCAAGAGAACGAAACCACAGGGACUCGCGGGAUCCGAGGGAGCCUAAUCAUCCCCGAGAUCUCCGAGAUGGGCGAGAUUUCCGGACCCCCGAGGCUGUCCGUUCAAGAGAUUCUUCUGGACCUGAUCGCCGCACGACGGAAAGUGCUUCUAGGGAUCCACCUCGUCACUCGGAACGGGACCGAUCAUCAAGGAACGACUCUACGCCACGGCGCCAGGAUCCACAACCUCCUGAGCGCGACUCGCGCACGUCUCGCGACAGACAGUCUGGAGCUGGCAGAGGGCAAGACCGGACCCCAGCCCGGGAUGUGCCCACAGCCACACCUUCCACUGGUCCGGCAUCUCAACAGGCCCCUCAAGACCCAUCCGUGAACCCAGAGCGCGCAAGGCUGAUUGCUACGAACGAUCGGCCCGACUUCCUAAAUCCCGCACGAGCUGCACUGUUCAAUGACUCUCGCUCGGCGCCAACUCGUGGGCCGCGUGAGGAAUCGAAGGAUCGUGCUUCGUCAAGAGGACAGUCUCCAAAGGCCUCAGACGGACGCAGCACAGAGACCCCUAUCUCGGAUAGAGUUCGUGAUGGGCGUCAGAGUCGUCCCGCCCAGAACGACCCGCAAGGAGCCAAUCGAGAUGGCCAAAAUGAGGGCGGCAAUGCUACCCCCAAAGACAGGUCGGCCGAGAACAGCAAUGAUCGAGCCAACACAGACCGAGGUUUCCGAGGUCAAGGUCCUCGUCAGCAAGAGAGCGAUCAUGGAAGACUCAGUCACCAGGAUCCCAACUACGGUCGCCUGAAUCCAAUACAGUCUGUUGCGGACAAUAUCCCGUCAGGGCCCAGGGGUCGAGGCCGCGACUCCAACAGGAUGAGCUCAAUGAAUGCCCCACCCCGACCGGAUGCACGAUUCUCGAAUCCGGAGACACCUAGGGCUCCGUCGCCGGAUCGCCAGCCUCCAUCUGGACCCUCCUCGUCGAGGGGGCGACGCGGUCGUGGCGGUCAAUAUGAGUCGAAUCCCAAUCCGCAGUCUCCAGCAGCGGGCACAGCAUCGCCAUCAGCUGGUCUCCAUCCAGACCGUGCAAGGCAUCUGAACAAUGUGCCGGCCCCACCCCAUGGCUCUGGAAACUUUGCCCCUCCUCCUCCAAACAGCUCCGUCGGCGUUCAUCCCGAUCGACUCAACCAGAUCGCACCGCCACCGCCACCACCGCCGCCACCACCUCAUCCUUCUCGGAACAGCCUGCCUCAGCACUCUUCGCCUAUGACAAGCGGGCCGCCAGGCCCUCGGGGCCAGCCCGGGAACCUCCCCGCUACUCCCGGUGGAGAUCAUCGUGGCAAUCACUCUACACCAACCGGCCCAUCUCCGUCUAAUGAGCGGACUAGGAACCGAGGCGAGAGGAUGAUUAGAGGCAUUCAAGACACCAUUAGCGGGGGAGGCGGCAGGAGAGGGGCCGGACACCGUGGCCAGAUCGCAGGCUCUGAUGCACAGGUGCUUACCGGCGGUUCUCCUGUGACAACUCCGGUCUUUGAGCGAAGCGAUCCCAUGCGUCGGGACCCGGGACCUGACCGGCCUCCAGCGGGGCCUAACGGUGAAGAUCAUGAACGGGGUGGGCGCCGAGAUCAUCGGUCCGACCGCUCAGGACGGCCCUCGCGUCGAAGCAGCAGGGAGCGAAGCCCGGAUCGAGAUCGCGAGGCGAAGCCUCAUAGGGAACAUCGAGAUCGCCGGUCGGAUGUCUCUGCUGCUCCAGCGGGGCCUGGCGCAACCACCACGAGCAACAGCACAGCGGAUAGGAGACCGGGCCGUGAAUCAAGUGGCGCGAAUAGGGACGCACCUCCUAUCGCCAACAGAGAUCCGAACCGCGAGCCCUUGGGAGGAGGCCGAGAGUCGAGGCAGAGAGGUGAAGGCCGAGGAGAUGGAGGUCCGGGCAGACCAGCGGAGGAGUGGAGCGGUAAUGGAAGAGGAACCCGUGGCGGAGGCGGGCCGAGAGGAGGCGACGAACAACGCCGGGACGGCCGUGAAGAUCGAGGUCGGAAGCGUAGGAGCGAGGACGGUGCCGGCUUGAUGGGUAACGACCGCGAGAAGCGACAACGACGUUAG
Molecule: messenger RNA, 7254 nt
Organism: Thyridium curvatum
Lineage: Eukaryota; Fungi; Ascomycota; Sordariomycetes; Thyridiales; Thyridiaceae
Exons: 3
Coding region: 1-7254 (2417 amino acids)
Biological process (GO): mRNA export from nucleus; mRNA processing
Cellular component (GO): THO complex part of transcription export complex
Molecular function (GO): mRNA binding
Source: RefSeq, a predicted model, not a curated record